This is a messenger RNA of Raphanus sativus (radish), 1035 nucleotides long. RefSeq lists its product as uncharacterized. NCBI's taxonomy places the organism in Eukaryota, Viridiplantae, Streptophyta, Magnoliopsida, Brassicales, Brassicaceae. The transcript has a single exon. Bases 343 to 720 code for a protein of 125 amino acids. The record is from RefSeq and is a predicted model, not a curated record.
AAAAUCUUUGGUUAUAUGUAUAUCCUCUCCGAUAAUAUUUCAUGUACUUCCAUUUUUUUUUAUCUGGAAUCCGUUACUUUUCUAUUUUUCUUUCUUUCUUUCACCAGAGUUUUUCUUUCACUUGGUCUGAAAAUUCCAACCAAUCCCGAAAAUCAUCGCACAGAACAGCUGUUUCCGUUAGGUUGUUCCCAUCCUAUUUUUUUUACUUUUCAUCCACCCUUUUUUUAUAAAAAAAAUCAUCUUCCUGGGAUCGUGAUGAUCUGAUUGCAAAACAUAACCAUAGUCAAUGAAGCCUCACUAGAUUCUAUUCUCUCGGGGGAAAUCAAUCUUCCUGCUCUGCCGAUGAGCAAACAACACACGGAGAGGAGAAAAGUAGGUGAGGUAGCGGGAGGAGCGGCGGCCGAGUGCGCGGCCAUCUGUUGUUGCUGCCCUUGUGCGGUGGUGAAAUUCGUUGUCCUUGCCGUGUACAGGGUUCCCGCGGCUGUCUGCAAGAAAGCGUGGAAGCAAAGCAAACGACGGCGUUUUGUGGCGAAACGGCACGGUUUGCUCGAAGGGAGUCAGAGCAGCGUGCACGCUAAAUUGAAGGAGGAAGAUCCAACGGCUGAGGUUAUCGUUUUUGAAGAAAGCGCAGUGAACGACGUUAUGGUGCUCGAGAAUGAAAUGUUGGAACGGUUUUAUGGGACGGGGUUUUGGAGAAGCUUGUCGAGGAGGAACACGUGAUGACCGAACUCUUUUUAAAAAAAAUGUAAUAUCAUGUGGGUAUGUGUGAAUAGAAGUAACAUAUCAGCAUGAUCUUUUUUCGCCGGCCGUUUUCAUUUUCUUCUGUUUAAUUACAAUUUCUUUCGCCAAUAGGAUACUGACCAAAAACUUCAUAUGAACACGCAAUCAAUAAACAACUUUAAAAUGCCACAUUUGGUAAAAUAUAUCUUUGAAUUUAUUAGCUUUUUUGUUAUGCUUGUCAAAAAAUAUAAUCUACGGAAACUCAUGAACGAAUCUCUAAUAUCUUUGACUGAACAUUUAAUAAUAACCCGAGCC